ACACGUGCCAUCGCGAAGAACUUUCCAAGGUCUCUCUCUCUCUCUCUCUCUCUGUGUUUAGUCUCUGUGGUUUGCAAAUGCCGUUAUCGGGAACCCUUGUGGAGUAUAGGCCGCCGAUCGCAAUUCCGUCUCUUCCAAGUAGACAGGGUUGUAAUUGUAGAAGCUUCAAUAUUGACAAGGGUGUGAAUUUAGCUAGCAGAAAAAGCGUAGCAUUGAACGUAUCCAGAAAUCUUGAUAUUGCGACAAAUUCAGUUUCCGGAAAUAGCGAUGCUUCCGUCGGGUUUGAUGUUCCGUUUCCCGGUGAUUACUCUGAACUUCUUGAACAAGCUAAAGGAGCAACUGAAUUGGCUUUGAAGGAUAACAAACAGCUGAUGUCUUGGUCACAGGAGAUUGAAUUCCCAACUGCUGGACUCGAAUCUGUACCAGGUGAUGGUGAAGGUGGUAUAGAAAUGACUGGAAGUAUGCAAUUGAUUCGUGAGUUCUGCGACCUCCUCAUCAGUCCAGAAAAAGCUACGCGGACCAGAAUAUUUUUUCCAGAGGCUAAUGAGGUUAAAUUUGCAAGAAAUUUAGCUUUUGGAGGAGCUUCAUUUAAGUUGGACUAUCUGACGAAACCUUCUCUGUUUGAGGAUUUUGGAUUUGUCUCAAAAGUUAAAAUGGCUGACCGUGUGAAGCAAGGAGAUGAACUCUUCCUAGUUGCCUAUCCAUAUUUUAAUGUCAACGAGAUGCUUGUGGUGGAAGAGCUUUAUAAUGAAGCUGUUGCAAAUACGAUCCGGAAACUGAUUAUAUUCAAUGGGGAACUUGACCGCAUCAGAUCAGGGUAUUAUCCAUCAUUCUUUUAUCCAAAGCUUGCUGCACUUUCUAAGACGCUCUUUCCAAAGAUGGAGACCGUGUAUUACAUUCACAAUUUCAAAGGAUUCAAAGGAGGAACUCUUUUCAGGUGCUAUCCUGGUAACUGGAAGGUGCUUAGAAAAGUAAGGGGCAAAUAUGUUUGCUUACAUGAGCAGGAAGAAAUGCCAUCCCUCAAGGAAGUUGCCUUGGAUAUUCUUCCAUCAGCCUGAACUGCCACUAAGAAGGUCCACGGCCACA
Diospyros lotus (date-plum) is the source of this 1086-nucleotide messenger RNA. RefSeq names its product protein LPA3. The transcript has 9 exons. The record is from RefSeq and is a predicted model, not a curated record. NCBI's taxonomy places the organism in Eukaryota, Viridiplantae, Streptophyta, Magnoliopsida, Ericales, Ebenaceae. The coding region runs from base 78 to 1058 and encodes 326 amino acids.